AUGGAUCCCGUCUUCCAGAGGAUAAGGGCCCGGCAAGACAAGUUUGAUGCUGGCCAGGAACUGCUGGAUCUCUUGCAGGACCCCUUCGCCGGACAGCUCCAACAAACCUCCUUCUUCGCUGCCCUCGGUACCUCGGUCCUGUUCACGCUCGGCAUCGCCAUUGCCUUCUCCUUCCUGCGUCCCUACAACCAGUCCGUCUACGCCCCCAAGACCAAACAUGCCGACGAGAAGCACGCCCCGCCGCCCAUCGGCCGCAAGCUCUGGUCCUGGGUCUUCCCCCUCUGGAGCACCACCGAGUACGAGUUCAUCCAGUACGCCGGCAUGGACGCCGCCAUCUUCAUGCGCUUCGUCGAGAUGCUGCGCAACCUCUUCGUCACCCUGUCCGUCUUUGUCCUCGCCAUCCUCAUCCCCGUCAACCUCACCCAGGUCGACGUCUCGGGCGAGGGCCGCGCCUGGCUGGCCAUGCUGACGCCCUCGAACGUCUGGGGCGACGCCCAGUGGGCCCAGGUCACCGUCGCCUACGGCAUCAACGCCAUUGUCAUGUUCUUCCUGUGGUGGAACACGAAGAAGGUCCUGCACCUGCGCCGCCGCUACUUUGAGAGCGACGAGUACCAGAACAGCCUGCACGCGAGGACCCUGAUGCUCUACGAUCUUCCCAAGGACCGCAGCUCCGACGAGGGCAUCGCCCGCAUCAUCGACGAGGUCGUCCCCAGCUCCUCCUUCUCCCGCACCGCCGUCGCACGCAACGUCAAGGAUCUGCCCAAGCUCAUCGCCCAGCACGACCACACCGUGCGCAAGCUCGAGUCCGUCCUCGCCAAGUACAUGAAGAACCCGGCCCAGCUGCCGCCCACCAGGCCGCUCUGCAAGCCCUCGAAGAAGGACCCCUCGUUCAGCACCUACCCCAGGGGGCAAAAGGUCGACGCCAUCGAGUACCUCACGCAGCGCAUCAAGACGCUCGAGAUUGAGAUCAAGCAGGUCCGCCAGAGCGUCGACAAGCGCAGCUCCAUGCCCUACGGCUUCGCCAGCUACUCCGACAUCACCGAGGCCCACAACAUUGCCUACGCCUGCCGCAAGAAGCACCCCCACGGCUCGACCAUCAAGCUGGCCCCGCGCCCCAACGACAUCAUCUGGAACAACCUGCCGCUGUCGGCGUCGACGCGCCGCUGGAGGCGCGUCAUCAACAACCUGUGGAUCACCCUCCUCACCUUCAUCUGGAUCGGCCCCAACGCCAUGAUCGCCGUCUUCCUCGUCAACCUCAACAACCUGGGCCGCGUCUGGCGCGAGUUCCAGACCGAGCUCGUCGAGAACAAGACCUUCUGGGCCUUCGUCCAGGGCAUCGCCGCGCCCGCCAUCACCUCGCUCGUCUUCCUCGUGCUGCCCAUCAUCUUCCGUCGCCUGUCGAUCAAGGCCGGUGACCAGACCAAGAGCGGUCGCGAGCGCCACGUCGUCGCCAAGCUGUACGCCUUUUUCGUCUUCAACAACCUCGUCGUCUUCUCCCUGUUCAGCGCCACCUGGACCUUCGUCGCCGGCGUCAUUAACAGGACCGGCCACGGCGCCGAUGCCUGGGACGCCAUCCUCGAGGAGAACAUUGCCGACACGCUGUUCCUCGCCCUCUGCACUGUCAGUCCCUUCUGGGUCAACUGGCUCCUCCAGCGCCAGCUCGGUGCCGCCAUUGACCUGGCCCAGUUCUGGCCCCUGAUCUACAGCUUCUUCGCCCGCAAGUUCUCGAGCCCCACGCCGCGCGACCUCAUUGAGCUCACGGCGCCCCCGGCCUUUGACUAUGCACCCUACUACAACUACUUCCUCUACUACUCGACCAUUGCGCUGUGCUUCGCCGGCAUCCAGCCCAUCACCCUGCCGGCCGUGGCCUUGUACUUCGCCAUUGACGUCUGGCUGAAGCGCUACCUCUUGCUCUACGUCUUCGUCACCAAGACCGAGUCGGGCGGCAUGUUCUGGCGCGUCGUCUUCAACCGUGUCAUCUUCGCCACGAUGCUCGCCGACCUCGUCUUCUUCCUGACCUGCUGGGUCCGUGGCGAGGGCGCCCACCACACCCACGCCCUCGCCAUUGUGCCUCUGCCGUUCCUCAUGCUCGCCUUCAAGUUUGUCUCCUCCCGCCAGUUCGACGACAAGAUCCGCUACUACUCGACCCUCAACGUCGCCAAGCACCCCGAGAGCGGCCUCCAGAAGGAACAGCGCCUGCGCAGCGAGAGGCUCGCGUCGCGCUUCGGCCACCCGGCCCUGUACAAGCCGCUCAUCACGCCCAUGGUGCACCAGAAGGCCCAGGCGACGCUCCACAUUGUGUACAAGGGCCGCCUGUCCGACGGGCGCGAGGCCGGCGGCAUGGACGGCAUGUCUGUCUCUGGCUACUCGGACACGUUUGCGCUGGACCCCAUGAACGCCGGCAAGCCCGGCAAGCAGAUGAACACGAACGUGCCCGGCUUUGAGUUUGUCUCGGACUCGCACAUGGAUUUCGAAUUCUACAAGAACCGACCGGAGUUCGCCGACGAGCACGGUCAGGGCGACCUCUUUGGCGCCGACGCCGACAGGAUGAGGCCCGGCACCCCCGGUUCGCACGGCGGCGAGUCCGACUACUCGCGCCCCGGCACGCCCACGAUGAACGCCAUGGCCGGCGGCAUGACGGGCUUCAACCGGCCCCUCCACCGCGCGCCGACCCACGACUUCACCACGGCGGCGUCAGGCUACCACUCGCCCACCGGCGGCCGCGCAUCGCCCGGCCCGGGCUUCCCGCAGGGCAUGGGCUACAACCGCUCGCGCAGCCCGCUGACGCGGCGGGGCAUGGGCAUGGGCAUGGGCAUGGGCGCGCCGGCCCCCAGCUACAGCAACAACAGCGUCGGCGGGGCCCGCGACCGCAGCGUCGACAGCUUCCGCAUGGCGCCCACGCCGGGACCCAGCACCGGCGCCCUCGGCGGCGGGCCGAGGGGAUAUAGCAACCUCCCUCAGGCCGAGGCGGAGCAGAGCCCGGGCGACGCGGACCCCAGCCAGUACGACUACUUCCGGGGCAACGCGCGCAGCCAGAGGCGGCCUGGCGAGGGGUGGUAG
Messenger RNA from Verticillium dahliae VdLs.17, 3060 nucleotides. RefSeq names its product DUF221 family protein. The record is from RefSeq and is a predicted model, not a curated record. Lineage: Eukaryota; Fungi; Ascomycota; Sordariomycetes; Glomerellales; Plectosphaerellaceae. Gene Ontology annotation, molecular function: calcium-activated cation channel activity. Gene Ontology annotation, cellular component: plasma membrane. The transcript has 4 exons. The coding region runs from base 1 to 3060 and encodes 1019 amino acids.